This is a messenger RNA of Pelodiscus sinensis (Chinese soft-shelled turtle), 8947 nucleotides long. The record is from RefSeq and is a predicted model, not a curated record. NCBI's taxonomy places the organism in Eukaryota, Metazoa, Chordata, Testudines, Trionychidae.
AUGGUUACUGUGAUGGUGAACAAGGGUACAUUCCGGAGCGUGACACCUGUUGGAGCAGGACAGACGGUGACAGUGCAGAUCCCAGCCUCUGUAGAGAUGUUUGGCAGCACAACAUCCGCUAGCACCAUCCUGAUUCGGGCUGACAAAGAGAUCUCUGUCCUGUCUGUUAACUCAAAACCCAAUUCCAUUGAUACCACUGUCGUGUACCCCACUGACAAGCUGGGAACUAUAUAUUACAUUGUAACGCCACCUAGUAAACAUUCAAACGCCUUCAGAGAGUUUGCUGUCAUAGCAGGGCUGGCUCCCACUUCAGUAGAUAUUUAUCUGAAAGGGGCUGUGGUGUUCAAAGGACAGCGCUAUUCUGCUGGGAGUAAACUCACUGUAGCCCUUGCUCCCUACCAAGCCUUGCAGUUGCAAAGCUCUGCGGAUUUAUCCGGUACCAAGAUUGAGUCUCGGGAACAUGUGGCCGUUUUGAGCGGAAACACCUGUGCUGCCCAAAACACCGCUUGUGAUUAUGUUGUUGAACAGCUGCUGCCGGUCUCCAGCUGGGGCACCAGGUACAUCGUACCUCCUGUGUCCUUCCAGUCCAGAUUUGACACUGCCUACAUCGUUGCUUCUCAAAACACUCUCAUUGACUAUCAGUCAGGGCCCACAUCAGCUUCUCGCAAUAUGGUAGCCGGGCAGAUAGUCAUGUUUGAAAUCCGAGUUUCUCACCCACUGUACAUCUCUGCUAAUGCCGGAAUCCAGGUUCUUCUCUUUUUCACUGGUGCUAAACAUAGGAAAUCCACGUAUGACCCAUUCUUCAUCAACAUCCCACCCAUCACUAGCUACUGCCAGUCCUACCAUAUUGAAGGGAUGAAAGACUUUGAGAACCAUGUGCUGAUCAUAGUGAAAAGCUCAGAGUCCACCAGGAUCACUGCUGAUCAGAGAGCCACACAGAAUGUGCAGUGGAGACAGAUCCCUGGCACAGAAUAUUCUUAUGGACAGUACUUCUUCGGCACAGGGACUGGGGCACAUUCCAUACAGCACCCGAACUCUCCCUUUGGUUUGCUGAGCUUUGGAGUGAAUCAGUAUGGUGGAUAUGGCUCAUCAGGCAUUUCUGCAUGCGGUAACCCGACUCCAUCCUGCAGCACUGUUCAAUGCAGGAAGAAAGAGACAUGUCAGAUUGUCAAUGGCUAUCCAGUAUGUGUGCCUAAGUCCGAAUCCACCUGCUGGGCUCAGGGGGACCCACAUUAUCACACCUUCGAUGGGCAGAAUUUCGACUUCAUGGGCACCUGCACCUACACCAUCGCCAAGACCUGUGGCCCAGACUCAACUCUCCCACCAUUCAGUAUCAAGGCCAAGAAUGACAACAGGGGCAACACACGUGUCUCCUAUGUUGGUCAUGUGACGGUUGAGGUCUAUAAUGUCACUGUCUCAGUGGUCCGAUAUGAUACAGGGUUCGUGAGGGUGAAUGCCCAGCGGUCCCGCCUCCCCAUCUCUCUGCUUGAGGGGAAACUGAAGGUGUAUCAGAGCGGGGGCUCUGUGGUCAUCCACACUGACUUCUCUCUGAGGGUCUCCUAUGACUGGAACAGCUACCUGGUGGUGAAGCUCUCCAGCAGCUUCUCAGAUAGCGUGUGUGGCCUCUGUGGCAACUACAAUGGGGACCCCGGAGAUGACUUUGCCACCCCGGCCGGGGUGCUGGCUGCCAGCCCCAUUGAAUUUGGGAGGAGCUGGAAGGUGGAGGACGGGGACAGGUUCUGCUGGGACGACUGCCAUGGGCAGUGCAAGAGCUGUUCCCCGGAGCAGGUCGGCAGGUACAAAGCGGAGCCUUUCUGUGGCUGGAUCACCAAAGGGGCGGGCGGCCCCUUCAGCCGAUGCCACUCCAUGAUCGACCCCAAAAUCUACCUGGACAACUGUGUCUAUGACCUGUGCAUGAACGACGGGCGGAAGGAGAUGCUGUGCCAGGCGCUGACGAGCUACGCCGAUGCCUGCCGGGCCGAGGGCGCUGCCGUCUCUGACUGGAGGACUCCCACAGGGUGCUGUGAGUACAUCCUGGGUGACAAAUGGAAGCUGCCUCAUGAGUUAAUGACAGCAGGUUUUAAUAGCAGAUGUCCUUCUGUCCUUCUGACAGCUCUGCCCUGCCCUGAGAACAGCCAGUAUAAUGCUUGUGGCUCUGCGUGUCCUGCCACCUGCAAUGACCGAGUGGCCCCUAAGAACUGCUCCCUGCCCUGCGUGGAGACCUGCCAGUGCCACGAGGGUUUCGUGCUGGAUGCUGAGAGGUGCAUCCUCCAGACCGGAUGUGGGUGUGAGUUUGAGGGCCGCCUCUACGCGCCCGGGGAGCAGUUCUGGGGAGAUGGUGCCUGCACGAGACGCUGUGUCUGUGACCCGCAAACCAGGAGGGCAAGCUGCCACGUCGCAGGGUGCCGGGCCGGGGAGCAGUGCCAGGUGCAGAACGGCAUCCAGGACUGCUACCCCACAAGCUAUGGAACCUGCUCAGCUUCGGGGGACCCCCACUACAUCAGCUUUGAUGGGAAGAAGUUUGACUUCCAGGGCACCUGCCUGUAUCAGUUCGCUGGGCUGUGCAACAAAAGCCAGGACCUGGUGGAUUUCCAGGUCCUUGUUCAGAACGACCAUCGGGGAAGCCGCGUCGUGUCCUUCACCAAAGUCGUGCAAAUCAAAAUCUAUGAGGUCGACAUUGUGAUCAGAAGGGAAAACCCCGGCAGAGUCCUGGUGAAUGGCGUGCUGACCAACCUACCGUACAGCCACAACAGCAGCAAGAUCUCCAUGUACCGGAGGGGGCAGGAAGCAGUGAUCCAGAGCGACUUCGGUCUCACCGUCACCUUUGACUGGCAGAGCCGGAUCACCGUCUCUGCGCCAAGCAGCUACGCCGGCGCCCUGUGCGGACUCUGCGGGAACUUGAAUGGGGACAAGGGAGAUGACUUGACCAUGAGGGGUGGCAGGUUGGCCCCAAACCCAACGGCCUUUGGGCAGAGCUGGAAGGUGGCAGAUAUCCCAGGCUGUGUGGAGGUUGCCAAGGACGAGUGCUCAGAUCUAGCAGCUGUGGAGAGACGCCAACGAGGAGUAAGUCAGGAGUGCGGGCUCCUCCUAGACAAGAGCGGCCCCUUCCGAGAGUGUCACAGCAAAGUCGACCCGCAGGGCUACUUCCAAGACUGCGUGUACGACUAUUGCUUCUUCCAAGGCCGACAAGCUGUGACAUGCCAGCUUCUCACCAGCUACGCCGCAGCCUGCCAGGCCGCCGGGGCGGCUGUCUCUGCCUGGAGGAACAGCUCCUUCUGCAGUAAGUGCGAGCAGCUUGGCACCGCCUGCAGGGCUGAAAGGAGAAAAAGCGGCGUGUGUGGGGUCUCCCACAACCUGCCUGUGGUUGUGGCUGAGGGGCAGCUCCAAGCAUAUCAGCACGGCGGGAACGUGCUGGUGCAAACGGACUUCGGCCUCACCGUGAGCUACGACCUGGUUUACCAGGCCAGAGUCACUGUUCCAGGGAACUACCAGGGGCAGACGUGUGGCUUGUGUGGGAACUACAAUGGGCGCCAGGACGAUGAAUUUCUGCUCCCUGACAGCAAUCUGGCCCCCAACAUGGCAGCGUUCGGGUCGGCCUGGAAAGUCCCGGUCCCGGGGGCGGCCUGCGAGGACGGAUGCAGCAGGAACAGCUGCCCGGUUUGUGAGGAGAGGAAGAAGGACGUCUUCAAACAGCGCCACUACUGCGGGGUGCUCACAGACCCCAACGGCCCCUUCGCCGCCUGCCACGGCACGGUCAGCCCCAGCAUGUAUUUCAACAACUGCCUCUAUGACGUGUGCCUGGCCAACGGGGACUCCCCGGUCCUGUGCCAGAGCAUCCACAGCUACGUGACGGCCUGCCAGGAGGCUGGGGCCUCCAUCCAGCCCUGGAGGAGCGCCUCCUUCUGCCCUCUGCGCUGCCCGGCCCACAGUCACUACGAGGUGUGCGCCGACCUGUGCAGCACCACCUGCACCAGGCUCACCGACACCAGGAAGUGCCCAGUCACCUGCGCCGAAGGCUGCCAGUGCGACGAUGGCUUCCUCUUCGAUGGCCAGGGCUGCGUGGCCCAGCAGGGCUGUGGGUGCUUCAGCAACGGGAAAUAUUACAAGCCCCAGCAGCUGGUCAUGAGGAGUGAGUGCAGGCUCACCUGCCAGCCCCACAGCUGUGCCAGCAACGAAAGCUGUGAGAUGAGAGAUGGGGCCAUGCAGUGUGUUAACAAAGAUCCCUGCAAAGGCCUGAAGUGCCGGGCCAAGGAGACAUGCAAGAUCGAGAACGGCCGUGCAAUGUGUGUGCCCAACUACACUGGGACCUGCUGGGGCUGGGGGGACCCGCACUAUCACACCUUCGACGGGCUGAACUUUGACUUCCAAGGCACCUGCACCUACACCCUGGCCAGUUACUGUGGGAGCGACCCUACCCUGGAGCCCUUCACCAUCAAUGAGAAGAACGACAACCGGGGGGGCAACCAGGCUGUGUCCUACGUGCGUCUGACCAACAUCUACGUCUACGGGCACAACAUCUCUAUCCACAAGAACGAAGCUGGGAAAAUCAGAAUCAAUGACAUGAGCAGCAGCGUGCCAGUGACCCUGGAAGAUGGUAAAAUCAAGCUCUACCAGAGCGGUCUCAGUGCUGUCUUGCAGACAGACUUCGGUCUGAAGGUGUCCUAUGACUGGAAUUGGCACCUGAUCAUCACCCUCCCCAGCAGCUAUUAUGGGGCCACGUGCGGCCUUUGUGGGAACUUCAACCAAAACCAUGGAGAUGAAAUGAUGUCACCUACCGGCACCAGGGUCUCCUCCAUCGUGGAGUGGGCCAGGAGCUGGAAAGUCACAGACCGGGACCCCUUCUGCUGGGAUGACUGCAAAGGGAAAUGCCCAGCCUGCGAGGAGGGCAAGCAGGAGAUCUACGGGGGCGACGAAUACUGCGGUUUGAUCAGCAAAGCACCGGGAGGGCCCUUCAGAGAGUGUCACCCUAGAGUGAGCCCUGAGGACAUUUUUGACAGCUGUGUCUAUGACGUGUGUCUGAACGGGGGAGCCAGGAUAAUCCUGUGCCAGGCGCUGGGGGCCUACGCUGCCAUCUGCAAGAAACAGGGCCUCACCGUCUAUGACUGGAGGACACCGUCCGGCUGUGGUGAGCUCUGGGGUUUGGUUUCUUUAUUGACAAAGGCAGCAAUUACACUAGCCAGCCACUACGAGGCCUGCGGGGAUGCCUGCCCGGCCAGCUGCUCCGACCGCACUGCCAACGCCUCCUGCCCAGAGCCCUGCGUGGAGACCUGCCAGUGUAACGCCGGUUACGUCCUCAGCGCCGGGCAGUGCGUCCCCGUGGGGAGCUGUGGCUGCGACUACAACGGCCGCUACUACCAACCCAGCGAGGAGUUCUGGGCCGAUGAGAACUGCCGCUCUCGGUGCAGGUGUGACCCCAGCCUGGGCAUGGUGCUUUGCCAGGAGACCAGCUGCAAGGCCAGUGAGAGAUGCGCCGUGGUCAACGGGGUCCGGGGCUGCCAGCCAAUCAGCUACUCCACCUGCACGGCCUCCGGGGACCCUCACUACACCACCUUCGAUGGGAAGAAGUACGACUUCAUGGGCACCUGCAUCUACCAACUGGCGGGGGUCUGCUCCCAGGACCCCACGCUCACCCCGUUCAGCAUCAAGGUGGAGAAUAACAACCGGGGAAGCAAGACUGUGUCCUUCACCAAGGCGGUGACCUUGGAGGUGUAUGGCAGAAACAUCACUCUCAGCCAGCAGCAUCCCCGCAAGAUCAAGGUGGACGGAGUCUUUGUGGAUCUGCCUUUCUACCAUGAGGAGAAGCUUCAGGCCUAUGUCAGCGGAGCCCACGUCCUCAUCAAGACUGCCUUCGACCUGAGGGUGACCUUUGACUGGAACAGCCUGGUCCGGGUCACCGUGCCCAGCACCUAUGCCAACGCCCUCUGCGGCCUGUGCGGCGACAACAACCAAACCGCCAGUGACGACCUGACCAUGAGGGACGGGAGACGGGCGGCCAACGCCGUCCAGUUCGCAGAGAGCUGGAAGGUGGAGGAGAGCCCAGGGUGCUCGGACAUCUGCACCGGGAACUGCCCUCUCUGCAGCGAAGCUGAGAAACAACCCUACAAAGGCCCUCGGUUCUGUGGGCUCCUCACCACAGGGGACGGGCCCUUCAGAGAGUGCCACAGAGUCAUCAACCCCGCCCCCUUCUUCGACGACUGCGUCUUGGACACCUGCCAGUACAAGGGUCACCGUGACGCCCUGUGCAGCGCGAUCGGUGCCUACGUGGCGGCCUGCCAGGCCAGGGGCAUCCCGCUGGGGCCAUGGAGAUCGGCCUCCUUCUGCAGCCCCACCUGCCCCCGCAACUCCCACUACGAGCUCUGUGGGAACGGCUGCCCUGCCACCUGCCACGGCCUCUCAGCGCCAGAUGGCUGUGACGCCCCCUGUGCCGAAGGGUGUUUCUGUGACGCUGGAUUCCUCCUGAGUGGAGACCGGUGUGUCCCCGUCGCGCAGUGCGGCUGCAUGCACCAUGGCAGGUACUACCGGAGGGGAGAGGAGUUCUACCCCAGCACCUCCUGCCAGGAGCGGUGCCGGUGUCAAGACAACGGGGCCGUCGAGUGCCGGGAGGCCUCGUGCAGAGCCAGCGAGCAGUGCAGGGUGGAGAACGGAGUCCUGGGCUGCCACGCCAAGGGCUGUGGCAAAUGUGUUGCAUCUGGUGAUCGUCACUAUCUGACCUUCGAUGGACGGGCCUUUGAUUUCCAGGGCAAUUGCACUUACAGCUUAGCCAGAGUCUGCAGUAGUGACGCUGGGCUGGCCAACUUCUCCGUGUUGGUAGAAAAUAGAAUCUAUGGUAAUGGCCAAUUGUCAGUGGCACGGACGGUGAGAGUCUCUGUUCAUGGCUACACUGUCACCAUGGAGAGGGGAAGGAAAUGGAAAGUCACGGUGGAUGGGGAAUUCUACACUCUCCCACUGGCUACCGAUGAUGGGAAACUUUGGAUCAACCAGGAGGGGAACAACAUCAUUGUCCAGUCUGCUUCUGGCCCGAAAGUCCUUUACGAUACGUCCUAUUAUGUCCUAGUCUCCGUCCCCAGCUCCUACCAGGGACACGUGUGCGGCCACUAUCUGACCUUCGAUGGACGGGCCUUUGAUUUCCAGGGCACUUGCACUUACAGCUUAGCCAGGGUCUGCAGUAGUGACACUGGGCUGGCCAACUUCUCUGUGGUAGUAGAAAAUGAGAGCCAAGUGUCAGUGACACGGACGGUGAGCGUCUCUGUUCAUGGCUACACUGUCACCAUGGAGAGGGGAAGGAAAUGGAAAGUCACGGUGGAUGGGGAAUUCUACACUCUCCCACUGGCUACCGAUGAUGGGAAACUUUGGAUCAACCAGGAGGGGAACAACAUCAUUGUCCAGUCUGCUUCUGGCCCGAAAGUCCUUUACGACACCUCCUAUUAUGUCCUAGUCUCCGUCCCCAGCUCCUACCAGGGACACGUGUGCGGCUUGUGUGGCAACUUCAACGGUGACAAGAACGACGACUUCCUGCUGCCCAGUGGGAAGAGCGCCCAGAACGCGGAUGAGUUUGGGGCUGCCUGGAAGGUGCCCGUUGAGGGUGUCACAUGCUCCCAUGGUUGUGGGGACAGGUGCCCCAUCUGCGAUGCAGCAAAGAUGGUGCCGUACCAGGCUGAGAGCUCCUGUGGGUUGAUCAAAGCUCCAGCCGGUCCCUUUAAAGACUGUCACUCGCUCGUCAGCCCUGCCGAAUAUUUCAGCCAUUGCCUCUAUGACAUGUGUGCGGCCAACGGAGCCAGGGAAAUCCUCUGCCAGAGCCUGCAGGCCUACGUGGCCGCAUGCCAGGCAGCUGGAGGCACAGUCAGAGCCUGGAGAACGGCCUCUUUCUGCCCUUUCACCUGCCCGGCCAACAGUCACUACGAGCUGUGCACAAGGUCCUGCGAUUUCACAUGCGCCGGCUUGUUCUCCCCUGCCCAGUGCACUGCGAAGUGCUUUGAGGGCUGCCAGUGCAACGCUGGCUACGCAUUCAAUGGGGAAACGUGCGUGUCCAUGGAAGGAUGCGGCUGCCUGCAUGACGGGCGCUACCUCAAGGCCGGGGAGAGUGUCAUCUCCAGCACUUGCUCAGAGAAAUGCACCUGCCAGGCCUCAGGCGGGCUCGUCUGCAAGCCACACAGAUGCCUUGUCCAGGAGAUCUGUGCGCUACAGGAGGGGGUGCGCAGCUGUGUGAAGCAGAAGGGCCGGUGCAUCCUGCUCCCGGGAGGCCAGCUCACCUCCUUCGACGGCGCCUCUGGUGGAGAUCUCCCCAGUGGAGCGUACGAGCUGGCGUCUCUCUGCAACAGCAGCACCCCCUCCUGGUUCAGGCUGGUGGUGGAGGUCAGGGCCUGUGGUGACGAGGGACGCACGGCUGGGACGACCGCCUACAUUUUCUUCCAAGAUGCCUUCAUAGCUGUGAAAAGGAGCAAGGAGACCUGGGUGAACGGGCGCUCGAUGCAGCUCCCGGCAAAGGUCUCCGACGCGGUGUCUGUGAGUGAGUCUCAGGGCGGUGUGGCCGUGGUCCAGGCCUCGGGGGUGCAGGUUCUGUUCAGCCCCAGAGGGCAGGUGACGGUGCGAGUCGGCGAGAGCCUGGCUAACAAGCUGUGCGCAUCCUGUGGAAACUUCAAUGACGACAUCUCCGACGACCUGCGGCUGCCUGGCGGGGGCUUUGCAAGGAACAUCACUGAGGUCGUCAGUGCCUGGAAGGCUGGAGAUUUCUCUGGGUGUGGCAUCUAAACAAACCCUGGCUGCUGAAGCAUCUUCCCUCCCUUUGGUGGAUCUGCUGCCAUCUUAGUUAGGAAUUGUUCACAGUGCCAUUGCUGUAGCCUGCGUGACUGCUUGUGUCCGCUAGGCCAUUGAGUGGGAAAGUCUUUGUUCUGAUGGUCAAUAAAAACGAAUUAACCUGCAGACAUGAUUGGGAACCAAUAAAGUCACC